UCUGCAUCCUUCUUCUCUGCUACUUACCAUCAUUUUCUAAUACAACAGGCAAAAUACCAAACGAAUGAAGUAUACUUGACUUGAGAGCAGCUCUCUCUAUCUCUCUAUCUUUUGCAUAAGAAUGAUGUUGAAUUUGGACGCAAAGGAUACAAGCUGGUGGGUGUUUACACUGCCAGCUUUUCUCGGUUCCAAAAACCUUCUCAACGGAAAUGUUUUGUUCGCGAUCUUUAUGGCGUUCGUGUCCCUUGCGCUUCUCACAUGGGCUUUCGCGGUUGGUGGGAUUGCAUGGAAAAACGGGAGGAACCAAAAAGGUCGUCUUUCCAUUCCCGGACCUCGGGGUCUUCCCAUCCUUGGGAGCCUAUUCACCCUCAGCCGUGGCCUGGGACAUCGCUCCUUAGCAGCAAUGGCCUGGAGCAGAGGUAACGCUCCCCUCAUGGCUUUUAGCCUCGGCUCAACUCCUGUGGUCGUGGCUUCCGACCCCUGCACUGCCCGAGAAAUCCUGGCAUCCCCGCACUUUGCUGACCGCCCGCUCAAGCAGUCUGCUAAGAGCCUCAUGUUCAGCCGAGCCAUUGGGUUCGCCCCCAACGGCGCCUACUGGCGGCUUUUGAGACGGAUCGCUUCGUCCUACCUCUUCGCGCCCCGUCGCAUUAUGGCCCACGAAUCUGGCCGGCAGUUAGAGUGCGCCGCCAUGCUCAGCAACAUAGCAACCGAACAAGAACUCCAUGGCGCCGUAUCUCUAAGAGAGCACCUCCAAGCUGCCUCUUUGAACAACAUCAUGGGGAGCGUUUUUGGCAAAAGGUAUGACCCGGCACGUGAUAGUGAGGAGUUGGAAGAUCUCAAAGACAUGGUCCGAGAAGGUUUUGAGCUCUUGGGCGCUUUUAACUGGUCUGAUUAUCUUCCGUGGAUGAGUUAUUUCUAUGACCCGUUUCGUACAAAUGAACGUUGCUCCAAGCUGGUUCCCCGAGUCAGAAAACUCGUCCGAGACAUAAUCGAGGAACACCGAGUCAAAAGAUCGACAAAGAUCUCUGAUGAUGCUGACUUCGUUGAUGUUUUGCUUUCUCUGGAAGGCGAAGAGAAGCUUAAAGAGGAUGACAUGGUUGCUGUCUUAUGGGAAAUGAUAUUCAGGGGCACUGACACAACCGCCCUGUUGACUGAGUGGGUGAUGGCCGAGUUGAUAUUACAUCCAGAGAUCCAAGAAAAGCUACAGAGAGAAAUGGACAGCGCGGUGGGAAAUAGAACUGUAAGAGACGCUGACGUGGCAGCUCUACCCUACCUGCAGUCUGUGGUGAAAGAAACUCUCCGUGUACACCCGCCCGGCCCACUUCUCUCCUGGGCCCGGCUGUCCACAUCGGACGUCCAGCUCAGCAACGGUAUGCUUAUUCCCGCGAACACAACCGCCAUGGUGAACAUGUGGGCCAUCACCCACGACCCGCACGUGUGGGAGGACCCACUGGAGUUCAGGCCGGAGAGGUUUCUGAAGACCGAGGUCGGCGGUGCAGACAUGGACGUGAGGGGUAGCGAUACGAGACUGGCACCCUUCGGCGCAGGCCGUAGGGUGUGCCCGGGCAAGAACCUAGGGCUCGUUACGGUCACACUCUGGGUGGCCAGGUUGGUGCAGGAAUAUAGGUGGGUUCAAGACGACGUUCACCCAGUUAAUCUCAGUGAGGUUCUGAAGCUGUCUUGCGAAAUGAAGUAUCCUCUGCAUGCUAUAGCUGUUCGUAGGAAUGUCGCUGGUAUUUGCUUUUAAGCUAGGUUUUAUUUUAAUUCGUUAAUGGGUGUUAGGGUUUGAUGUGGAAGCUAGCUGUAUUAUAUCUUGCUACAAUAUACUGGAUUCCUGUUUUCCGGACGUUCUUGAUUAUUAGUAUGUGGUUGAAGUUAGGGGCAGGUAUGGUCUUAAUGAGUGGAAAGUUGGGCUCCAGUUUUGGAAGGGUUUGUUUGGAGUCCUACAUUUUGUUAAAGCAUAUAUGUAUAAUAUAGGUGGUUGAAUUACUAAUUUUGCAGUGAA
Juglans microcarpa x Juglans regia is the source of this 2005-nucleotide messenger RNA. RefSeq names its product cytochrome P450 78A7-like. The coding region runs from base 122 to 1747 and encodes 541 amino acids. Lineage: Eukaryota; Viridiplantae; Streptophyta; Magnoliopsida; Fagales; Juglandaceae. Gene Ontology annotation, molecular function: iron ion binding; oxidoreductase activity, acting on paired donors, with incorporation or reduction of molecular oxygen; heme binding. The transcript is spliced from 2 exons. The record is from RefSeq and is a predicted model, not a curated record.